Eremothecium sinecaudum is the source of this 1374-nucleotide messenger RNA. It is a transcript of the gene CUE2, whose product is annotated as Cue2p. Gene Ontology annotation, molecular function: ubiquitin binding. The coding region runs from base 1 to 1374 and encodes 457 amino acids. NCBI's taxonomy places the organism in Eukaryota, Fungi, Ascomycota, Saccharomycetes, Saccharomycetales, Saccharomycetaceae. The transcript has a single exon. The record is from RefSeq and is a predicted model, not a curated record.
AUGGUAGAAAAAGACCUCAUUUUAUUACAAGAGAUGUUUCCGCAGGAAACAAUAAAUUCCUUAAACAGCGCCAUAGAAGAUGCUGAUGGUGAUAUUCAUACCGCUUGUGCACUUCUACUACAAAAAUAUGAAGCUGGACUACAAAUAGCUGAGGAGGAGUCUUUAACUCCUGGUCUUAAGGCAAUUACAGACAUGUUUCCAAAUGUGCCAAUAGUUGAAGCUAAAAGGGCAUAUGAGGAAAAUAACGGUAAACUCGAUGAUUGCGUAAACAAAUUAUUGCUUCUAGAGGAGCUUGGAUUGAAUAAUGUAGCAAAACAGUCUGAAUAUGAAUCUGCAAUUAAGAAUGAAAUUUGGCAAAACAGCUUGUCAAACAACCCGUGGAAAGAUCUAAAUAAACAUAUAAAAAUUAUCAUCACCUACACUGGUGUUUCCAGAGCUACUGCCACAUCUGAAUUCUUCAAACAUCACUGUAAUAAAGCAGCUGCAAUAAUUAACAUUAUUCACUCAUAUAAGUUGAUACCGGAAUUGAAUUCUUCAGCACAAAUACCAAACCCUGUGAGCUCUUUCCCACCGAAACAAAAUCGUGGUGGGAGAGUGCAGUCUCAAUCAGGCUAUGCACACAAACAGCGGAACCAGGGAAAAGAACUCCAGAUAACGCAACUACAACAGGAUAAAUGGAAUUUUAUUCCUCCCGAACGGCGCUACGUUUAUUCAAGUACGAGUCAUGAAGCUAUAGAGCUGCAAACAAUUUUAAGAUCGAAUGACAUCUUUCGUGAUAUCAAUCCCAACUUCCUAAAGAUUUCACUGGAGUUCUACAACGCUGUGAUUGAUAAAGUUUUGAUGCUCAUCUUCUUUAUUUUAGAAGAGAACGCAGCUCACCUAACAUAUGAUUUUAAUCACUCUGAAACCUUGGGAUUAUUAGAUUCUUCUAAGAAUAGAGUAGGUUCACCAUCAAUAAACAUCUGGGAUGCUAAGAGCGAUGCGAAGAGGAGUGCCAAAAGUUUGUCCGGUAUAGUAUUCUCUAGUGCUGAAAUAUACGAAAGCUCUAAAAAAUCCUAUGAUAACCUUUUUACUCUUAAUAGGGUUGAUUUACAUGGAUUCAGCACUGAUGAUGCCGAUCUCUUCGUGAAACUUUGCCUUGAGAAAUGGUGGUCAGAAGAAAUACGGCUGAGAGAACUAAACUGUAAAAAAUUAGCCCUAACUACUGCAAUAUAUGUGCAACCAAUUACAUUUAUAACCGGUAAAGGAAUGCAUAGUAAAGGCGGAAUCCCUCGAGUUCGAAAAAGGGUACAGCAGUUGCUUGAUAAGUAUAACUAUGUAUAUAAUGAAGAACAAUCCUUUUUUAUCGUAACUGGUAAAAGGCAAAGAAAAUAA